This is a messenger RNA of Durusdinium trenchii, 2801 nucleotides long. The record is from the annotation of a GenBank genome assembly. Lineage: Eukaryota; Dinophyceae; Suessiales; Symbiodiniaceae.
AGACGGAAGGGAACAAUAGAUGCCUCUCAAAGGGAGUGCCCAGGAGUGCCCGGAAAGCACUGUGAACCGCCCCAGCUUUUAUCAUGGCGGACGAUGGCCCACAGGACGGUGAUGAAGAAAUCGAUGACGGAGAUUUCCCCUUUCUGAAGGCAGAUCAUCCAGCGUACAAGAGGCUCCAAGAAGCUUGGCGGAAGCAGCUGACCGGUCACCAUGAUCGGGUCUCCUUGCAGCUCCGAGAGAAGCAGGAGGAGCUGAAAAAGCUGGUGAAGCAUAGGGAGGACAUAGGUGUCACGCUCUAUGGAGCACAACAACAGCUUGCCAAGCUCCAACUACAGCUGGAGCAGCUGCACGAUAAGUACGCUAUGUGUCAAGGGCAGCGCUUAGAGGAUGAUGAAGCCUUGAAGAAGAUCACUGUCGACUGGGAGGGGAAGAAAGGAGAGGUGGAAGAGGCCACCAGGAGACUCGCCAAGUCGCAGGACGAGCUGAACACGCUGAAUGUCACCGUGCGACAGGUCAAGGAAUACAAUGACCAGAUGAAGGCGGAGAUCCAGGUCACCAGACGAGCCACUUACAAGGCGGAGGAUCACAUUAAGCAGAUGGAGGAGGUCAAGAGCAAGCAAGACCUUCUCAUCGACUCGAUGAAUGAAGACAUUAAACGCCUAACGGAGCGAAAGGCCUUGCUUGACUCGCAGAUUGCGGCGCAAAAGCAGGAGACGGAGGCGGCCAUGGCGACGCUGCGGGAGGCAAGUCGCGAGAUGGAAGCAAUUCAGUUUGAGAAGAAGCAGUUAAUGAUGCAGUGGAGGUCCUCCUUGGUGGGAAUGCAACGUCGGGACGAAGCGCUCGAGAACGUGCAGAAGGCCCUGGAGGAGCAGAGCGAGGCCGAGCUGGCCAUUGAGAAUGAGAUCCGGGGUCUACAUGCCUCCAUCCGCACAGAGCAGGAGCGACAUGAACAGCUUUGUGCCCUUAGAGAUCGCAAUGAGAAAGAGAUGCAAUACCUGCAGACGCAAAUGACGAACCUCAAGCAAGAGAGAGAAAAGCUCAUGGAUCAAUAUACCACACUCAAUAAGAGCAUGGAUGAACAUUCUGAAGAGACGCAGAAGUUGAAGGGAGCUCUUACUGAGCAAACUCGCUCACUUGAAGUUCUCGAUCGAAAUAUGCAGAACGUCUCCCGGGAGAUCACCGCCAUUGUAGGAAAGAUCGAAGAGGAGAUGAGCGAGCAGACCACCUGUGACCGGGUGGCCGCGAACAGCCGGAAGCGGAUGAAGAAGAUCCGCGAGGAGAUUGCUGCCAAAGAGGUGGAAACUCAGAAUCUCCUCAAUGAGAUUGCCAGAGUGACUGUGGAUAGCCUCAAUACGAAAGCGCACAACCAGAUGCUCAAAGACCGACACAAACAGCUAAGUGAUGAACUGGCCGAACGAGAAAAGCUAAUCGAACAAUAUGAACAGGAGAUUCGAAAGAGGCAUCACCAGAUCGAAAAGAAGCAGCUCUUUGUUGAUCGCCUCAACAGAGAAUAUGAUGAGAAGAGGACUAAGUUGGAAGCUGAGAUCGGCAACGAUGAGGAUGUGGCCGGCCCACAGGAGGCAAAGCUGAAGCACAUGCGAAAAGCCAUAGCGGAGCUGACCAAAGAAUGCUCAGACAUGCAGAAGGACUGGAUCCAGAAGCAGACGCAGCUGCUUUCGGUGGCGAGCGACACGGACAAGCUCAAGGCCAGUCUCAACGAGAACAAAAACAAGAAGAUGGUCCUAGAGCAGAAGAAGCUCAGAAUUGAGGGUCAGCUAUCAGGACAUGAAAAAGAGAUCCGAGAGUUGGAGAACAACAUGAAGCACCUUCGCUUUGAUAUGGAUCGAAUGAAUGGUGCUGUGGUGAAGAAUGACUCGCGAUCAGAUGAGAUUGCCAACUCCAAUCAAAUGAUGGAGCUGGAGUUUGUCCAAAAGCUCAAGGAGAUUGAGAGCAGGUGCCUCGACAUGGAACGUGAUGUCGAGAAGCUUAGAAUGGAGAAGGACCAGAUGAACCAGGAUAUCCUGGAAUCUGAGCGUCAGGUUCUUCUUUGGGAGCGGAAGAUCACCUUGGAAAGAGAGAUGCAAGCUGCCUUGGAUCCCAAUGUGGGGCAGGCUGAUGCCGCCGCCAUGAAGAAGGAGAUCCAUCGAAUGGAGCUGCGGCUAGAGCAGUUGAAACGACGACAGGAGCAGAUGAUCGUCGAGAUGGAGCGCGCGAUUCACAAGCGCGACACCAUCGCCUUGAAGCUAGAGCCCAAGGCGAAGAAGACCAAGCAGGGGACAAACACGGCCAACGUCAAGCGUCAGCUGCAGUCCCUGCGAAACAACUUGAAGCUUUGCACGCAAGCGAAUGCCGAGGCCGAGCAAAAGAUUUCUGAACGGCAGCAGGAUCUCCAAGAGCUUCAGCAAACCAUCGAGGCUGCCGUGCAGGACUAUGGUCAACUGGAACGAUCCAAUGAACUUCUGCGCGGAGAAGUGCAGGUGGGCCACAUCGAAAAGCAGCGAAAUCUGGCCAGUAUCCUGAAGCUUCAGCGUGCUGCCAAACGCAUGGAUGAGUUGGCCAUGGGCACUGGCCCUCCACCACCGCAGAAUGUGCAGCAACAAUACCAGGAGCAGGUGCAGCUCCGUGGUAAGGUGGAGGAGAUGGUCAGGGUUCUUGCGGAAGCCUAUCCUCAGUUGGAGAGCCUGUGGACGGCCUUCUUCACAUGGAUGGAGCCAAGUUAAAGGCGCUUGUGCCGUCCUGGUGAGCGUGCUGCACGCUUUUCUCAUAUGACAUCAAGCACAUCAAGAGCCACAACAUCCCAC